ACUCAAACUCGAAUCAGCUUAUUCGUCAAUCAUCAGCGAAAAUUUUCCUGAGGUAAAAUUUCCAAAAUCUUAAGGAUGGAGAAAGAAAUGAUGCAAACAUUGGAGUGGCUUGAAGCGCAAAAGAUAGAGAUAAGCGUUGACCUAUUUGCUGCUGCCAAGCAACAACUUCAGUUCCUCGGAGUUGUUGAUAGGAACCGGUGUCUCUACGAUGGUCCUAUACUCAAAAGAGCCAUCUACAGAUACAAUGCUUUCUGGCUUCCUUUGCUAGCCAAAUAUUCCGAGUCUUCCCCGACCUUCGAAGGACCAUUAGUCCCUCCUUUUGACUGUGAAUGGGUUUGGCAUUGCCACAGGCUUAAUCCGGUGAGGUACAAGUCUGAUUGUGAGCAAUUCUACGGGAGAGUUCUUGACAAUUCCAACAUUGUAUCUUCUGAAAAUGGAAGCUGCAAAUUACAAACUGAGAAUCUAUGGAAGAGAUUGUAUCCUAUGGAGCCUUAUGAUCUUGAUUUGGAUAAGGCAAUAUCAGAGCCGGAGGAUAUCUCAACUGUUGAGAAAUGCACCACCUAUGAUCUUGUUUCGGCUGUCAAGAGGCAAAGUUCGUUUUAUUCUGAGGUUUCAAGAGCCCAUGUAGAUAGUGACACCAUUAUGCAAGAAGCUGUUGGUAGAUACAAAGCAUUUCUCUACUUGAUCAAGAGAAACCGCGAAGAGUCUAUCAAACUAAUCAGUGUUCCUACUUACGAUAUUGAUCUAAUCUGGCACACACAUCAGCUAAACCCUUCUUCUUACUACAAGGAUAUGGAAAUGAUCUUUGGUAACAUCUUACAGCAUGAUGAUGAUACAGACUCUGAUGACAUAAGCGAAGAUAAGAAGCUCGAGACUGCUUUCUCCGGAACUACUACUAAAUGGGAAGAAAUAUUUGGUCAAAGGUAUUGGAAAGCCAGCGCGGUGACGACUCCAAUUGUGUUGGCGGCUGAGAAGCCCCGUGCGGGUGCUAGGUGCUUUGCUGAGGCUGAGAAGAGUGCUGUGGGGGCUAGGUGCUUUGCGGUGGCGGCUGAGAACAAGAGUGCUAGAUGCUUUGCCGUGGCGGCUGAGAAGAAGAGUGCUAGGUGCUUUGCGGUGGCAGCUGAGAAGAAGAGUGCUAGAUGCUUUGCCGUGGCGGCUGAGAAGAAAAGUGCUAGAUGCUUUGCCGUGGCGGCUGAGAAGAAGAGUGCUAGGUGCUUUGCGGUGGGGGCUGAGAAGAAGAGUGCUAGGUGCUUUGCGGUGGCGGCUGAGAAGAAGAGUGCUAGGUGCUUUGCGGUGGCGGCUGAGAAGAAGAGUGCUAGGUGCUUUGCGGUGGCGGCUGAGAAGAAGAGUGCUAGGUGCUUUGCGGUGGCGGCUGAGAAGAAGAGUGCUAGGUGCUUUGCGGUGGCGGCUGAGAAGAAGAGUGCUAGGUGCUUUGCGGUGGCGGCUGAGAAGAAGAGUGCUAGGUGCUUUGCGGUGGCGGCUGAGAAGAAGAGUGCUAGGUGCUUUGCGGUGGUGGCUGAGAAGAAGAGUGCUAGAUGCUUUGCCGUGGCCGCUGAGAAGAAGAGUGCUAGGUGGUUUGCGGUGACGGCUGAUAACAGUGCCAGGUGCUUUGCGGUGGUGGCAGAGAAGAAGAGUGGUAGGUGCUUUGCGGAGGCGGCUGAAAAAAACGGUGCAUGUGGUAACAUGAUGAAGAAUAAUGUUAAUGAAAAUGUUGCAUUAGCAGAAGCUCUAAACAGCGCCAUUGCAGCUUAAUUACUCAAAUAAAGAAAUUGUAAUGUAUAAUACUAAUGUAAUGUGUGUAAUGUGAUCUAAAAAUGCUGUAGGAUCUUUCUUUUGUUUGUUUUUUUUAUUUCUUAAAUAUCUAUGAAAAUCUUAUCUUAAAUUUCUU
This is a messenger RNA of Eutrema salsugineum, 1888 nucleotides long. Its product is annotated as glycine-rich domain-containing protein 2. The record is from RefSeq and is a predicted model, not a curated record. The transcript has 5 exons. The coding region runs from base 76 to 1752 and encodes 558 amino acids. NCBI's taxonomy places the organism in Eukaryota, Viridiplantae, Streptophyta, Magnoliopsida, Brassicales, Brassicaceae. Gene Ontology annotation, molecular function: protein binding.